This is a messenger RNA of Pan troglodytes (chimpanzee), 3733 nucleotides long. RefSeq names its product neurofilament medium chain (gene NEFM). The transcript is spliced from 3 exons. NCBI's taxonomy places the organism in Eukaryota, Metazoa, Chordata, Mammalia, Primates, Hominidae. The record is from RefSeq and is a predicted model, not a curated record. Bases 535 to 3246 code for a protein of 903 amino acids. Gene Ontology annotation, molecular function: structural constituent of cytoskeleton. Gene Ontology annotation, cellular component: cytoplasm; axon; postsynaptic intermediate filament cytoskeleton. Gene Ontology annotation, biological process: neurofilament bundle assembly.
CAGGGGCCAAAAAAGAAGGGGAUGAAAUUAAGCACAGAAGAUGGGUAAAGAAAAAAGUAUCAGGGAAAGGGCAAAAUAAGAGAAAGCCUUGAGGAUAAGAGGGUAGAAGGCUAAAGAACAAGGGGACCACGGGGUCGGGGAAGCGCUGCCCGAACGGCGGGACAAUGACAAAGAAAGGGCGCUGGCGAUAUUCGCACCAAGGGUGCGAAACGCAAUCGGGAGGUGAGAAAUGGAAAGAAGGCGAAUGCCCGGCUACAAGUAGCCUGGGACUGAAAGGGGAAAUGGGGGAGGGGCUGGGCCCAGGGCAGAAAAGUCCAGGUUCCCAUGCGGCCUGGGCCCACGUGGAGCGGGCGCUGAAUCACCGUUCAGCCGCCCCCCCUCCCCUCCUCCCCGACCGGUGCCCGCAGUCCCCGCCUCCUCGGCCGCCGCCUCCACGGGGCGGGGCCCUGGCCCGGGACCAGCGCCGCGGCUAUAAAUGGGCUGCGGCGAGGCCGGCAGAACGCUGUGACAGCCACACGCCCCAAGGCCUCCAAGAUGAGCUACACGUUGGACUCGCUGGGCAACCCGUCCGCCUACCGGCGGGUAACCGAGACCCGCUCGAGCUUCAGCCGCGUCAGCGGCUCCCCGUCCAGCGGCUUCCGCUCGCAGUCGUGGUCCCGCGGCUCGCCCAGCACCGUGUCCUCCUCCUAUAAGCGCAGCAUGCUCGCCCCGCGCCUCGCUUACAGCUCGGCCAUGCUCAGCUCCGCCGAGAGCAGCCUUGACUUCAGCCAGUCCUCGUCCCUGCUCAACGGCGGCUCCGGACCCGGCGGCGACUACAAGCUGUCCCGCUCCAACGAGAAGGAGCAGCUGCAGGGGCUGAACGACCGCUUCGCCGGCUACAUAGAGAAGGUGCACUACCUGGAGCAGCAGAAUAAGGAGAUUGAGGCGGAGAUCCAGGCGCUGCGGCAGAAGCAGGCCUCGCACGCCCAGCUGGGCGACGCGUACGAGCAGGAGAUCCGCGAGCUGCGCGCCACCCUGGAGAUGGUGAACCACGAGAAGGCUCAGGUGCAGCUGGACUCGGACCACCUGGAGGAAGACAUCCACCGGCUCAAGGAGCGCUUCGAGGAGGAGGCGCGGUUGCGCGACGACACUGAGGCGGCCAUCCGCGCGCUGCGCAAAGACAUCGAGGAGGCUUCGCUGGUCAAGGUGGAGCUGGACAAGAAGGUGCAGUCGCUGCAGGAUGAGGUGGCCUUCCUGCGGAGCAACCACGAGGAGGAGGUGGCCGACCUUCUGGCCCAGAUCCAGGCAUCGCACAUCACGGUGGAGCGCAAAGACUACCUGAAGACAGACAUCUCGACGGCGCUGAAGGAAAUCCGCUCCCAGCUCGAAAGCCACUCAGACCAGAAUAUGCACCAGGCCGAAGAGUGGUUCAAAUGCCGCUACGCCAAGCUCACCGAGGCGGCUGAGCAGAACAAGGAGGCCAUCCGCUCCGCCAAGGAAGAGAUCGCCGAGUACCGGCGCCAGCUGCAGUCCAAGAGCAUCGAGCUAGAGUCGGUGCGCGGCACCAAGGAGUCCCUGGAGCGGCAGCUCAGCGACAUCGAGGAGCGCCACAACCACGACCUCAGCAGCUACCAGGACACCAUCCAGCAGCUGGAAAAUGAGCUUCGGGGCACAAAGUGGGAAAUGGCUCGUCAUUUGCGCGAAUACCAGGACCUCCUCAACGUCAAGAUGGCUCUGGAUAUAGAAAUCGCUGCGUACAGAAAACUCCUGGAGGGUGAAGAGACUAGAUUUAGCACAUUUGCAGGAAGCAUCACUGGGCCACUGUAUACACACCGACCCCCAAUCACAAUAUCCAGUAAGAUUCAGAAAACCAAGGUGGAAGCUCCCAAGCUUAAGGUCCAACACAAAUUUGUCGAGGAGAUCAUAGAGGAAACCAAAGUGGAGGAUGAGAAGUCAGAAAUGGAAGAGGCCCUGACAGCCAUUACAGAGGAAUUGGCCGUUUCCAUGAAGGAAGAGAAGGAAGAAGCAGCAGAAGAAAAGGAAGAGGAACCCGAAGCUGAAGAAGAAGAAGUAGCUGCCAAAAAGUCUCCAGUGAAAGCAACUGCACCUGAAGUUAAAGAAGAGGAAGGGGAAAAGGAGGAAGAAGAAGGCCAGGAAGAAGAGGAGGAAGAAGAUGAGGGAGUUAAGUCAGACCAAGCCGAAGAGGGAGGAUCCGAGAAGGAAGGCUCUAGUGAAAAAGAGGAAGGUGAGCAGGAAGAAGGAGAAACAGAAGCUGAAGCUGAAGGAGAGGAAGCCGAAGCUAAAGAGGAAAAGAAAGUGGAGGAAAAGAGUGAGGAAGUGGCUACCAAGGAGGAGCUGGUGGCAGAUGCCAAGGUGGAAAAGCCAGAAAAAGCCAAGUCUCCUGUGCCAAAAUCACCAGUGGAAGAGAAAGGCAAGUCUCCUGUGCCAAAGUCACCAGUGGAAGAGAAAGGCAAGUCUCCUGUGUCAAAAUCACCAGUGGAAGAGAAAGGCAAGUCUCCUGUGUCAAAAUCACCAGUGGAAGAGAAAGCCAAAUCUCCUGCGCCAAAAUCACCAGUGGAAGAGGCGAAGUCAAAAGCAGAAGUGGGGAAAGGUGAACAGAAAGAAGAAGAAGAAAAGGAAGUCAAGGAAGCUCCCAAGGAAGAGAAGGUAGAGAAAAAGGAAGAGAAACCAAAGGAUGUGCCAGAGAAGAAGAAAGCUGAGUCCCCUGUAAAGGAGGAAGCUGUGGCGGAGGUGGUCACCAUCACCAAAUCGGUAAAGGUUCACUUGGAGAAAGAGACCAAAGAAGAGGGGAAGCCACUGCAGCAGGAGAAAGAGAAGGAGAAAGCGGGAGGAGAGGGAGGAAGUGAGGAGGAAGGGAGUGAUAAAGGUGCCAAGGGAUCCAGGAAGGAAGACAUAGCUGUCAAUGGGGAGGUAGAAGGAAAAGAGGAGGUAGAGCAGGAGACCAAGGAAAAAGGCAGUGGGAGGGAAGAGGAGAAAGGCGUUGUCACCAAUGGCCUAGACUUGAGCCCAGCAGAUGAAAAGAAGGGGGGUGAUAAAAGUGAAGAGAAAGUGGUGGUGACCAAAACGGUAGAAAAAAUCACCAGUGAGGGGGGAGAUGGUGCUACCAAAUACAUCACUAAAUCUGUAACCGUCACUCAAAAGGUUGAAGAGCAUGAAGAGACCUUUGAGGAGAAACUAGUGUCUACUAAAAAGGUAGAAAAAGUCACUUCACACGCCAUAGUAAAGGAAGUCACCCAGAGUGACUAAGAUUUGAGUCCAUUGCAAAAGGUUAAGCCAUAUGACAAUUUCAAAAUGCAUGUGAUUGGCAGCUUCAAAACAGAACGGGUUCUCCCAUGGGGGCUCCAGACAUUGUAUUUUACUUUGUGCAAUAUGAGGGGACUGCAUGCAAGCUCAGGGUGCUCCCUCCUCAGUCUUUGGGGGAUUCAAAUGCAUGAUAUUGUAUGUACCUGGGAAAUUUGCCAAUUUCCUAAGCUGUUGGAAGGGGGUCACUUAAGGGGGGAUGUCUUGAGAUGUAUUAUGCAAAGUACCAACUGAGCCAAAAACAAUAAAUGAAACACAGAACUCAGCCUUAAGAAAGCUAUAUAUGAAUAAUUAUGUUUACCUCACUGGUGCAUUUAAAAUGGACUUUUGUUCAUGGGAGAACCUCGUUGACAUGCACAGUUUGCAAUCUUAUGUUGAUCGAUGUUAAACGUCACAGCAGUACUUGCUCAAUAAAGGUCAUAUUGGAAACAUA